Molecule: messenger RNA, 2374 nt
Organism: Lytechinus variegatus (green sea urchin)
Lineage: Eukaryota; Metazoa; Echinodermata; Echinoidea; Temnopleuroida; Toxopneustidae
Product: proto-oncogene tyrosine-protein kinase ROS-like
Exons: 15
Coding region: 38-2374 (778 amino acids)
Molecular function (GO): protein binding
Source: RefSeq, a predicted model, not a curated record
ACACUUUGCAGAUGGCCGAUGAUGAGAAUGACAGAAAAUGGCCAAACUUUGGAAAACACAUCAAUUCCACAUCUGUUUUUUCACUUUUGGAAUGAUCUUGUUUGCGAUAACUAACGGAAACCUUGUAUUGGAAUGUAACGAAAGAUGUUCAAGUUUAUCGACAAGUAUUUUAUCAGAUACCGGCCAAUGUGACACAGAAUGCAGAAAUAGCUCGUGCUCAACUGGAUGUUCGUCAUGGGACAACUCAACACUUGCACAAUGUUACGCAGUGUGUAAUCAGACAUAUUCAUCAGAGCCAUUUCGGGUGCAAUAUUGCCAGUCAGGUUGCCUAUUUGCAGAAAAUGAAUACGCAGAAGAAGUGAUAGGUGUAAUAGGUCAGCCGUCAUCCCCACUGCCAAGUAACAUAGGAACGACAUCCCUCACUCUCUCCUGGACAGCGGCCAGUCAUCAAGAUGUUACCUAUCUGGUGGAAUGGAGAUAUACUGAGGGAGGGGGCAGGGCUUGGAACUAUUAUGGGUCAGGAGAGCCAAUAUCAGAGACGACUCUGGACAUCACAGAUCUUAUUCCAUACGCCGAGUAUCAAUUCCGCAUCAUCUGGGUGAUCACUCCUAGACAUACCCUGACAUCGCCCACUAGCAGCAGUGUGCGGACAUUGCCCUCUGGAGUUCCUUCAACUGCUCCAACGAUCACCAGCAUCGUGAGCUCCAGUCCGACAACGAUCUCUCUGACCUGGGACCCGCCCCCUUUCCCCAAUGGACCAAUCAUAGGCUACGUCAUUGGUGUCCAAAGCUUCCUCAAUGAGGCUGCGUUUGUCAAGAAUGAAGACGGGUCAGCAACGGAGACCACUGUGAUUGAUCCAUCUCUGAGGGCGUCGACUCUCUACGCUGUAUCCGUGAGAGCGAGGAACAUGGAAGGAGCAGGAAUGAGCGAUACAGUCAAUGUUACGACAGGAGCGGAGCCUGAAAAUCCUGGCAUAGUCCCAUACAUUGUCAUCGGUGUCACAAGUUUAAGCUCUACUGCAUUAUCUGAAAUAUCUUCAGUCUCCUUGGUAGAGUAUGGAAAGCUAAGUGGUGCUGAUCCUGUUCCUAGUGACAUACACACUGUGGAUAAUGAAAACUCUACCAUAUCAGAUGUUGCUGUGGACUACUGGAAAAACUUCAUUUUCAUCAGCGACUCUGACGGGCAAAUCCACCGUCGUACCAUUGACCCUGGUAACUUGACCCUUGCAACAUCGGAAGUCCUUUACACCAAUCAGAAUGCAACUCCCACCAAGCUUGAUGUUGAUUGGUUGAACGACCAGCUCUACUUUGUUCAGGGAACUGAGAUUUUACGCUGUAAUCUGAAUGUCUCUGAUUGUUCCACUGCUGUGGCUAAUAUUGGGUCUGUACCUACGGAGAUGAAAGUUGAUCCAUUCAGUGGGUAUCUAUUCUGGAGUGAGCAAAAUGUCGGAAUCCGCCGAGCACCCCUGACAUCCUACACCAUCAAUUCCGGCGAUGCGGACCUCAUCAUCAGUCUCCUUGACUCCUCAGCCUUCACCGUCCUCUCUGAAUCCUUCCAGAUACUCUAUACUAACUCCACCGGCAAUUCAAUGCACAGCUCCUCGCUAGACGGCACCAACCAGCAAGUGAUGCAUGUCGCGGACGCCGGAUCGGACCAUCAGUUUAUCAACGUUACCAGUAUGGUUUACUUCAACAGAUCUCUAACAUGGACCUUUGCGAAAGAGAGCGGCAGUGUUGCAUCUUGUUCUCUUGCAGAUCCGAAAUACAAUUAUCGGGAUGAUGAACGCCUUUUUUUCGAGGAGAACACAGGGACGUUCACGCAAGCUGAUUUGUUCCUGUGCGUUGAUGGCUACCAUGGUUUAGAUAUCUUCUAUCCAACGUACCAACCGAUACCUAUCCCAGCAUUCCCUCCCACGGAUCUACAAGUCCUCUUUACGGAAGGCACGGCGGAUAUCACAUGGACAAGACCUUUGAGUAUUCCUGGCAAAGGGGAGGCAGCAUGGGAGGAGUGGCUUUAUGAAAUCAUAUUAACCAAUCUUCAAAUUGGCAACACAAUGACUCUCACUGGUCUACAAGAAGAUUCAGCUCUGAUUGAGAACCUCAACGCAAGCACUGAAUACUCAGUCCAAGUCCGGGCCUAUUCUAUAGCUGGUCCUGGCCCUUUAUCGGAGACAUUUUCUGGAUCUACGCUCAUUGAAGUUGAUGUGGAGCCAUACUUGUUACUUGCUAAUGCUUCUGAUGUCUGGCGGAGUCGUCUCGAUGGCAAUGGAGAAUCGUGGCUCUUAUCACCCACGGCAAACAUUAAAGGUAUGGUGGUUCUGAUGAUUCUUAGAAUAUUGACUGGUACCAAGGCUAUUACAUUUGGAGUUCUGUGA